GUUGAAGGCGUUGUCGUUCGAAAUGGCUUUGAAUAUGGCUAUAAAUCCCGACUAAUUUCGCUCAUACGAUGGCUUGUUGCGGUGGCGGUUAUCCGGAAUAUCGUUUUCAAACUUCAGUCGAUAAAAAUUUCUUCUGUCCAAUCUGUACGGAUGUAUUGAAAGACCCAGUACAAUGCCACAACCAACACCUUUUUUGUAGAGCCUGUAUAACAGAGCAUCUUAAGAAUUCCCAGACGUGCCCCGUUUGUAUGGAAAAACUCACGGAAGAAGCGUUAUCCAAGCCAGCAAGAAUUGUGACAGGCUAUCUCGAUGGUUUGAUGGUCAAUUGCGAGCACGAGGAACGAGGAUGUGUUGAAUUGGUCGAGCUUGGCUGUCUUGAAACUCACAUUUCCGUGUGCGAGUAUAAACCUGUAACGUGUCCUAACGCAAGAUGCGAGGCUGUUGUAAACAUGGCAGAUUUAGACGAACACACGAGCGAGGUUUGUGAAUACAGACAAGUAUAUUGCGAAGAAUGUGACGAGAACAUGUCUCUCAAGAAAUAUGGAAAACAUGGCUGUUUUAUAAGCAAAGAUGUUCAGGCAAUCAAGGUUGUAUUGUUUCAAGUGCAACAUCAAGUCAAAGAAAUGUCGAACACGCAGAAAGAAAUCCUUGAAGCAAUCCAAAAUCUUACAACUGCUAGUAAAAUGAGCACAGUGAAAGGCGAAGCUGCAUCCACCAGUGAGACAAAACCGCAAGGGGACAUUGUUGUAAUUGGUGGACAAAAUGGUGUAUUGAUGAGCAGUAGUUGGCUUGAUUCUGUUGAAAUGUACUCCCUGGCCAAUAGAACAUGGACUAAAUUGGCACCAAUGCAAGAAAAGAGAGCAGCUGCAACUGCACAUUUAUAUAAUGGUCGAGUCAUGGUUACUGGGGGUCGUUGUGAUAGAAGUAAUGUAACUAGGAGUAUGGAAUACGUUCGAGUUCGUGAAGAAUCAGAAAAAGAUAGUUGGGCCACUGUAUUAUGUGAAGAAUCUGGUUGGGAACCUUUCUUUGCUGAAUAUGGUCGGUAUAAAAGAAGACCAGAGCAUCGUAAUAGGGGUCACAGAGAUGAAUUUUCUUCACUUCAAUGCAGACUACCAUUUCAAUGCCUUGGUCACAAAACAGCCAUCCUAAAUCACCAUUUGUGGCUUGUUGGAGGCGUUAUUUUUAACGGGCCACAGCGAAGCUUAAAUGCCUCCAUUCACAUGUCACCUAUUCAUUCACCUCAUGCCUAUAGCUUUGUGGUCAAGUGUCGAAUGCCUAAACCACUUUCAUUCCAUGGUUUGGAAAUAGUUGGCAAUGAACUCUUAAUCAUUGGAGGAUCAACGACUGGUAGGAUGUGUGAUGCUGUUAGCACUGUAUUGUCAUACAAUACAGCAACCAAUGCACUCAGAGGAUUGCGGCCACUUCCAUUUCCAAUGCUUGACAUGGCAACUGUUAAACAUGGUGAUGAUGUGAUCAUUAUUGGAGGAAGCAACAAUGAUGAUGAGUAUUUGAACACAGUUUUCAAGUACAACCAUAAGAAGCGUGAAUGUGAGCAACUACCAGGAAUGAAACACAAGAGGUCUGAAUGUGCUGCUGUCAUUUCUGGAAACAAAGUGUUUGUGAUGGGCGGGUACAACAAAGAGCAAGGAUAUCUCAGUUCUGUCGAGUGCUUUGAUCUUGAGAGUCAGAUUUGGCAUGAACUUCCAUCCAUGAAUGAAGAAAAAUAUAAAAUAGCUGCAGUUUUAGUGCCUUGAGGGAUUGCCUUGGUCACCCCCUGGAGGUUUACAGCUAGGGGAUGCGAUGCUACAACCUGUCUUUUGUCCACCUGCCCUUUGAACAGGUAUUUUUGAAUGUGGAUGGGCAAAUAGGUAUUCAUACCUAAAAACUCCAUUUUUUGUCUUAAGGUAAUUUUGAUAUAACAUAUUGACAUUUACCGGGAUUAAUACAAGCAUUUUAAUUUGAGUUUUAGUAUGAGAGCACUUCCACCAAAACCGCCACCCCCAGAAAACUCUUGAUUUUUGGAUUGAAGAAAUUAUUGAUUUUGC
Messenger RNA from Paramuricea clavata, 2045 nucleotides. The record is from the annotation of a GenBank genome assembly. NCBI's taxonomy places the organism in Eukaryota, Metazoa, Cnidaria, Anthozoa, Malacalcyonacea, Plexauridae.